Cuscuta campestris is the source of this 1787-nucleotide messenger RNA. The record is from the annotation of a GenBank genome assembly. Lineage: Eukaryota; Viridiplantae; Streptophyta; Magnoliopsida; Solanales; Convolvulaceae.
AAAUUGGUUUGACCGGUGGUCAAAGAGUUCAUGAGAAACCCGUAACACCUAAAUCGUUUUGAAAAGAAAGAAAAUAAGUUGACUGUUGGUCAACCGUCUAAAGAACCGAAUUUAAAGUUGAAUUGAUUUUUAUUAAAAGGAUAAACAUAUGCACGAUCUUAAUUGUUGAAUUAUUAUGUUUAUUCUUGUGCUACAAUGGAGUACCACUAGCGUCAAUGCUGAGCGGAUAGCGUUGUUUUCCUUUUUGCUGUCCGUAGGUGAUCAGACAGAUGAGCCUAGAGCCGAUCCCAGAGGGCAUUGAGGAGGAGAUGGACGAUGGCGUGCCAGGGCAUUUCAGGAGGCAUUGCCCGACAAACCCUAGCAGCGAGCCUGUUUUACCUAGAGCUCCGGAUCAGCCUGCCGCAUCACAUCCAGCACGGAGUCAGCAGUCUACGGCCGCAAAUAAUCAGCAGAGAGCACGUCCGCAGCACUUAGGCCGGGCACCAGCGCGUACCUACGCCAUGCAUGGGCGCACAGAUCCUAGUCCCGAUGUUAUCUUGGGUACGUUCGUACUAUUUGAUUCGGUUAUGCAUGCCUUGAUCGAUCCGGGUUCUACGCUCUCCUAUAUCUGUGUUGGCAUGCCUGCUAAUUCUGUGAUUGUGAGGAGUGACCUUGAGAUACCUACCGUUGUAUCGAAUCCUCUAGGACAUAGCAUGCGUCUUCAUCACAUUUAUCAUAGAUGUCCGUUGUCCGUGCAAGGAAAGCAAUUCCCUGCAGAUUUGAUAGAGCUACCACACAAGGAGUUUGACAUUAUCCUUGGUAUGGAUUGGCUCACCGAGCAUAGAGCAGUGGUCGACUGCAGUUGUCGGACCGUACGGCUGAGAGCCGAAGACGGUAGCGACGUAUCACUCUCCGGGGAAGUGUUCCCCAAGGCUCCCGAGUUCAUAUCGUCCUUGAGCGCGAGGCGCUUGAUUCGCAAGAAGUGCGAGAUGUUCCUGUGUCACGUUCAGGAUAUGCGAAAAGAAUCACCACGUCAGCAGGACAUUCGUACGGUUUGCGACUUCCCCGAUGUCUUUCCCGAAGACCUACCUGGUUUACCUCCGCCGAGAGAGGUAGAAUUCUCGAUCAAUCUCAUUCCGGGUAUGGAACCCAUAUCUGCUACACCCCGCCGGUCAUCCCUGCCGUCCGACCUCCGCCCCCUCGCCGCACCAGCCAACUGCGGCCUUACCGUCGCCAGAAGCCCGUCGCCUACAGCCAGGGUCAGCGCCGCCGACGACGGUCUCCAAUCGCCGCUGUUUCGUCUUCGCCGGAAGUCCACCGCUCAUCACCGUCGAGCGCCGCCGUCGCCCUUAGCUCAGGUCAGUCUCUUCUUCAUCUUCCUCACAAUUUCCUCUGCAAUCGGACCUCUGGAGCAGCGCCACGCCGGGUCGCCACCUUCGCCGGCGGUCGAUGCGACUCACCGGACUGAUUCACCGCCGGUUCACCGUUGUUGCAGCUAGGGAUUUCGCCGGACAGAGGCCAUCACCGGAGCUUCUCCUCUGUUCGUGAUUUCUGGGAUCUGCUGCCGCCUCGCCACUGUCGCCGGCAUCCGUCACCGUCGCCGCAUCCAGCCGCUGCCCCGGAUUGAUAUCGCCGGCAGAUUAACCUCCACGCCGGAUUGAUUGGUCGAUUUCGUAUUUUGACUCAAUUUGACCCGUUCGUUUGAUUUCGUUGAUUUGUCUUCCGUUCGAGCUAUCGAUUCGAUUUCGGUGUAAUCCAGGUCCGUACUAUGAAGUUAAUAGCAUUUAGAAUAGAUUUAAUGGGUUGGA